AUGGCGAGCUUCUCCAAGACUCUGCUACUGAGCCUGGCACUCACGGCUAUUGCAGGUGCUGCUCCAGUGGGCAAGAUCAUCCAAAGUCCAGAAGAUGCUUGCUCCUCUCUCGCUUCGACCUUUAGCUUUCCAAAUGCCAAAAUAAACUUCGCCCACCAUGUCACAGCAGGAACGAAUCUCACGCUGGACACAUCGACUGAAGAUCUCCAGACAUGCGGAUACUCGACCGGCCAGGUCGUGCCUGUCGAUCUCUGCCGAAUCAGUGCGUAUGUAGCGACCAGUAACCGUUCCGGCAUAACCAUGGAAGCCUGGCUACCCAGCAAUUGGACCGGACGUUACUUGAGCACUGGCAAUGGCGGCCUCAACGGCUGUCUGUCCUACGGCACCAUGGCAUACGGGACGGAAUUCGGCUUCGCAGCCAUCGGUGCCAACAACGGUCACGAUGGCACAAGCGGCAAAUCCUUCUACCAGAACGACGACGUUGUCACCGACUUCGCUUGGAGGAGUUUGGUGACCGAAACCAAAGUCGGCAAGGCCAUCACCGAAGCGUUCUAUUCCCAAGGCUGGACCAAGAGCUACUAUCUGGGCUGCUCGACCGGCGGACGACAAGGUUUCAAAAUGGCUCAAUCCUUCCCGGAACUCUUCGACGGUAUCGUAGCAGGAGCUCCAGCCAUAGCCUUUAACAACCUCACUUCAUGGUCCGGUCACUUCCUCCCCAUCACUGGCACCAACACAUCUUCAGACUUCAUCACACCAGCCAAAUGGUCGCUAAUCCACGCCGAUAUUCUCAAACAAUGCGACAGCCUCGAUGGCGCGGAAGACGGAAUAAUCGAAGACCCAUCCCUCUGUCAUUACAAACCCGUCGCCCUCCAAUGCCCCUCCACUGCCACGGAUACCUCAACCUGCCUCACACCAGCACAAGUCAAUAUCGUCACCGGAAUCUUCUCCCCAUAUUACGGAGAAAACGGCUCUCUAAUCUAUCCUCGCAUGCAACCCGGUUCCGAACUCGUAGCUUCUGGCGUCAUCUACAACGGAGUUCCCUUCCCCUACUCGGCCGACUGGUACCACUACGCAAUAUACAACGACCCAACCUGGGACUUAACCACCCUCUCCUCAGCAGACGCAGCAUUCGCCCACGCCAAAGACCCCUCCGGUAUUGAAACCUGGUCUGGCGAUCUCUCACCCUUCCAAUCCCGAGGCGGAAAACUCCUGCACUUUCACGGUUUGAUGGAUGGAGUCAUCUCCUCGGACAUUUCUCCUCGCUACUACGAACACGUCUCCACAACCAUGGGCCUCUCACCUUCCGAACUCGACUCUUUCUAUCGCUUCUUCAGAAUUUCGGGGGCGGGGCAUUGUAGCGGUGGUGAUGGGGCUUGGCAAAUUGGUCAGGUGACUGGCGGGAAGAGGGAUGCGAGUCAUAAUGUUUUGCAAAGGAUUAUUGAGUGGGUUGAGGAAGGAGAGAGUAAAGCUCCGGAAAGUGUGGUGGGCACGCGGUAUGUGGAUGGUGCGUCGGGUGACGGGGCGGAGGUGGACUAUGAACGGAGACACUGUAAGUAUCCUUUGAGGAAUAAGUGUGUGGAUUCGGAGAAUUGGAAGAGUGCGGAUGCUUGGGAGUGUGUGAGGUAA
Molecule: messenger RNA, 1626 nt
Organism: Pseudocercospora fijiensis CIRAD86
Lineage: Eukaryota; Fungi; Ascomycota; Dothideomycetes; Mycosphaerellales; Mycosphaerellaceae
Exons: 1
Coding region: 1-1626 (541 amino acids)
Source: RefSeq, a predicted model, not a curated record